AUGAACCCGCGAUCCAGCCGCUCGUCCGUGAGCCUUCUCCGAACCAAGGAAGAAUUAAGUCCUAUCCGGGAGGAUUGGAGUGACUCGGACAGCCUCGACCUACCACUAUACUCAGAACCUCGCGCAUCUGGGAUUCGAGCCUUCUUCACACGCUGGUACAGUACUCUACUGUUCGGGCUCCUUACGGUAGCAUUUGUCGCUACCUGGGCGGCGACGAUUGUCCUCGCGUGGCGGCUUGCGUCAGAACAAGCUUGUACCGCCUCGUACACAACUGCUGCUGUGGGUGGUUCUACCCCAGAUGCCACUCAAGGUGGCAGCCGGGUGACUUUACCCCAUGGCACACAUCCACAAAGCCACAGCCACCAUGAGGGCCAUGAGGGUCAUGAGAGCCAUGAGAACCAUGAGGGCCACGAGAACCAUGAAGCGCAUGUCGGGGCCGGUUCUCUUCACGUACCGGGUUAUCGACUCGCCUAUAACUCUUCAUAUUGCAACGGUGUCAGAGAUCCGGAAGGCGCGCGCGCCCGGGGCUGCAUAUUCGACCCGAUCCAGACGGGCUGGAUGCCAGGCGCCUGCGUAGACACAGAGCUUACCGAAGAGUUCAUCACGAGCGAGCAGUGGCAGUGGUUCGAGGACGAGGAGCGGACGAAGCCCACGACGCAGGAGGUAGUCCUCCGGGGCUACGGGCUGCGCGACAGCUACACCAUCGACGACUACCACUUCCGCCACUGCCAGUUCGUUAUGAAGCAGCUCAUCCGGAACUUCCUCACCUCGCGGGCCGUCAUCGGCUUCAAGGGCCUUCAUGAGGAGCACCUCGAGCAUUGCCUCGACCGGUUGAUCAAUUGGAACACGCCGGAGAUCCGGAAUGCGUGGACCGAGCAUGUGAGAUGGACUGGCUCGGGGGAAUGCUACGAGAAAAUCACGUCAUGA
Messenger RNA from Diaporthe batatas, 927 nucleotides. RefSeq lists its product as uncharacterized. Bases 1 to 927 code for a protein of 308 amino acids. NCBI's taxonomy places the organism in Eukaryota, Fungi, Ascomycota, Sordariomycetes, Diaporthales, Diaporthaceae. The record is from RefSeq and is a predicted model, not a curated record. The transcript has a single exon.